AUGAAGAGCCAAGAAGAUUUAGAAAUCAAUGAGCAAGAUGUCUCGAUGAAGAGAAAGCACAGCAGUAACAACAACAAUAACAACAGCAUUAGCCAUCAAGAUUUGGAAGGUGAAGAUAAAGAAGAUUUUGACCUUACACUUUCUUUAUCUUUUGGUCCUCGGAGAUCCAAAAAGAAAACUACCCUAAACACUGCAAGACCACAGUUAUCAUUGUCAUUGCCGCCACCUGUAACAUCAGAAACUCAUCAACCAUUACCACAGCAUCAAGAUAUCCCUCAAAUUGAAAUCCCACCGGAUGCCCAGAUGACACCAAGGCCUCUUGACCCUAUUCAGCUUUCUCCCAAACACGCCCCAUUCGCUGAUAUUCCUGUGACUGAACCAUUGCUAUACACUACUGCUCCAAUAAACCAUGAAAGUUCCAUGGCUGGUCCUCCUCGCGCUCCACGCACACGCCGGAACUCUUCUCAGGGUCCUCGGGAAGGGAAAGGGGAAGCUGUUCCCGUCUUGUAUCCUUGGGCCAUGGAUCGUCGUGCCAUGGUGCAUAGCUUGGACUAUUUGCUAUCAAGAAGAAUAGAAACCAUUACUGGUUUAGUCCAAUGCAAGAGAUGUGAAAAACAAUAUGAAUUAGGGUUUGACUUGAGAGCCAAGUUUGUAGAAAUCGGUGCGUUUAUUUCUCAAAACAAGAGUUUCAUGCAUGAUAGGGCACCAAGUGAUUGGAUGAAUCCGGUAUUGCCCAGAUGCCAAUUUUGCGACCAGGAAAAUAGCGUGAAGCCUGUGAUUGCCAACAAGAAGCAGAAGAUUAAUUGGUUGUUUUUGCUUUUGGGGCAAAUGUUAGGCUGCUGUACUCUUGAUCAGUUGAAAUAUUUUUGCAAGCACACAAAAAAUCAUCGCACUGGGGCUAAGGAUCGUGUUCUCUAUCUUGCUUAUCUUGGAAUGUGUAAACAGCUUGAUCCCAAUGGCCCUUUUGAUCGCUGA
Messenger RNA from Populus euphratica (Euphrates poplar), 975 nucleotides. RefSeq lists its product as uncharacterized. The record is from RefSeq and is a predicted model, not a curated record. Bases 1 to 975 code for a protein of 324 amino acids. Lineage: Eukaryota; Viridiplantae; Streptophyta; Magnoliopsida; Malpighiales; Salicaceae. The transcript has a single exon.